Anoplophora glabripennis (Asian longhorned beetle) is the source of this 2231-nucleotide messenger RNA. It is a transcript of the gene Traf4, whose product is annotated as TNF receptor-associated factor 4. Bases 108 to 1511 code for a protein of 467 amino acids. Lineage: Eukaryota; Metazoa; Arthropoda; Insecta; Coleoptera; Cerambycidae. The transcript is spliced from 5 exons. Gene Ontology annotation, biological process: positive regulation of JNK cascade; tumor necrosis factor-mediated signaling pathway; protein K63-linked ubiquitination. The record is from RefSeq and is a predicted model, not a curated record. Gene Ontology annotation, cellular component: plasma membrane signaling receptor complex. Gene Ontology annotation, molecular function: zinc ion binding; protein binding.
AGGAAGCAUCGUACGUGUCGAAGGCCGGACGAACGGAACCUUCACAGUCCGUUUUUCGGUGUUAGUCUUGUGGAUUACUGGGUUGGAUAAAAUUAAAAGGAGAUAAGAUGGUUCGCAGUUUGGCCCAGUGGACGAAAACGCUGAGCUUCCCCGCCAGGAUAUCGCCGAAUAAGAGUUCGAAGGACAGUGUUAACAUACACCAAGUCAGUCCUACUAUAACUCCGACGCUGAGUAAUAAUUCCUUGUCUAAAAACAACGAAAUUAACACCAUGAUGAACAACAACCAUUCAUCCUUGACUGAAGUUAACCAAAUAUAUUCCGACCCAGAGUCUGAGAAGGCUAUUAUGAGCUCUGUAGUCUAUUGCAUCCAUCACAAGGAGGGUUGCAAGUGGUCUGACGAACUUAGGAAAUUGAAGGGUCACCUGAACACUUGCAAACACGACGCCAUACCGUGCACGAGUAAGUGUGGCGCCCAAAUCCCCAGAGUGUUGAUGGAAGAUCACCUGAAGUACACCUGCCCUCAGAGAAGAACCAGGUGCGAAUUUUGCAACAAGGAAUUCACUGGACAUUCCUUAGAAAACCACGUGGGAAACUGCGGCUACGAGCCGCUCUACUGCGAAAACAAGUGCGGGGUCAAAGUCCACAGACGUCACCUCAGCCAGCACAAACUAGGAGACUGCUCCAAGAGGCUCCUACCCUGUAGGUACUGCACCAAGGAGUUCGUGGCUGACACUCUGGCCGCGCACCAUAUAAAGUGUGGAAGGGUUCCUAUUCAGUGCCCCAAUAGGUGCGACGUCAACGUCUUGGCUAGAGAAGACCUCGAAACUCACUUGAAGGAAGAGUGUACCGUCUCAGUACAUAGCUGCAGCUUCAAGGAAGCCGGGUGUAGGUUCAAGGGCCCGAGGUACGCCAUGGAAAAACACCUGGAGGAGAACUGCCAGCAGCAUUUGACUCUGAUGUGCAAUGUGGUGUCCAAGCAACAGCACCAGAUUAGUUCAUUGAAGAGCGCCUUGUCCAGGUUGUCACUGAAUUAUUCCGGGACUCUGAUCUGGAAGAUUAGCGAUUUUUCUGCGAAGAUGGCCGAAGCCAAGAACAAGGAAGGCAUGGAGCUGGUUUCCCCACCAUUUUAUACUAGUCAGUAUGGAUACAAACUCCAGGCAUCUCUCUUCCCCAAUGGAAAUGGCGCCGGUGAAGAUUCCCACAUCUCCGUCUACAUAAAAAUCCUCCCAGGCGAGUAUGACGCUUUGCUGCGCUGGCCUUUCGCUCACUCCGUCUCCUUCACCCUCUUCGACCAGUCCACUUGUCCGGAAAAGGCGUGCAAUAUCGUCGAGAGUUUCAUUCCAGACCCCACGUGGAAGAACUUCCAGAGGCCCAGCCGAGAGCCCGAUUCUCUCGGUUUCGGAUUCCCCAAGUUUGUCUCGCAUGAAAUGCUGAAGAAGAGGCAUUUCAUGAAGGAUGACACAAUGUUCAUAAGGGUGAAAGUAGACCCCAGUAAGAUUGUUGCCGUAUGAAUGCUGCGUCUUUGUUAAUUUUGUUGAUCUCAUUGUGAUUUGUACAUAGUGUAAAAAUGUACAUAGAUUUUCAGAUGUAUCGUUAUAUUUGAUGAAGACUGUAUAUUGUAUGAUUCUACGUAUGGUUUCUUUGGGGUUUCUCUAUGAGUGUGUUGAGGUGAGGUUUGUAUACUUUUUUGUGUUCUUGGGGAAGGUUUUUUAAUACAACUCAACACAAUUGUUUUUGCAAAUUCCAAAAAAGCUCAUCUUCUUUUUUUUGUUUGAAGCUAAACUGUAGUUUAAAUUAGUCUACUUCAAUAUUUCCUUCUCUUGUGUUUGAAUGUGUUUUUGUAUAAGACUAUAUUAUACUAUAACUUAUAAGGUUAAAAAUCUCUAAUUUGUUCAAUAACUCGUCCAAAGUGACACUUUAUUUCGUGUUAGGUGUGUUAAUUUGGAUAACAUUGUUUCUUUUUGUAUGAUAGCGAUAUAUUGCAUUUUUGUUUUUGGUAUUUUUAUAAAGAGAGGUUAGGUUGCUCAGGAAAUUUGUAAAAAGUGUCAAAAUUAUAUGUGUGUAUUUUUUUGUGAUAGCUGGAGAACACCAAAGUUUUGUUUAUACUAUUUUUGUAAAUAUAGCAUCUAAUGGCAAAAUGUACUCUGUACGUAUACUUAGUCAGUUCUAGGUUAAUUUUAUACUCUUACUACAUACCUUUGAGUUUAUUAAUAAACGAAUAUGGUAAACAU